GAUGUACAGACACAGCACACAAAGAAUGCAUUGAUCAUUCAUCGACACAAGCUCUUAAAAUGCAUGCAAAUAGUAGUGCAUGUCCUCUCGCCGUGUCCAAAUGGCAUCGGUGCACGUAACCACGCCGCGCCGGUUGGUAGGAGUGUUAAGGUGAGGGUGUAUUUAGAAGCCAAGUGUUUUGGUAAACCGGUUAUUUCGAUGAGCGACAAACGAGAGACGGGUCUGGUAGACAGUGCGCCCAUCCGACUAUGCCUUCCCCAACUCGAGACGACAGCAAAGUGGAGACCGGACAGUCAGAGGACGGAUCUGCGGACAGAUCUCAGACAGGAGAACGUCUCGUUUGCGCCCUGGAGAUGGAGAUGACAAACUGCAGCCUGCACGGCUGCUCGAAAGUGGACUGUGUGAAUUGCGAUGGCUCGAUCAGUCGAAACGGCGGGGACUCAGCAGAAGUAUCCGUGCCGCUGUCACUUUCCGGGAAGCGGUCUGUUCCCAUGGAGGGAGAAAACCUCUACAGACUGCGAGACAGAAAGUUUUUAUUGGAGGAUAAAAAGCGCCUUUGCGUGUUGUCUUUAGGCGCCGCUGUGCUCGGGAUCCUGCUCAUGAUAAUCCACGCCGAGAUAUGUCCCUUGGUUUAUAAACCGGGUUCAAACAUCGCCUUAAUCAUCAACUGUUCCAUCAGCCUGUCUACCGGGUGUCUCCUGGUCUUCAUUAUAGCUUUCCAUUAUAAGGACAUCAGGCUGUUCAUCAUUGACCAGAACCAGGUGGACUGGCGUAUUGCCAUGACCAGCCACAGGAUUCUUAUGAUCACUCUGGAGUUGUUAGUCUGUGUCAUCCAUCCUGUUGGCACGUACUGGGAGGUGGGCCUCCACUUCAACUCCUCUUCCUCAGCUCCGCUUUGUGUUUCCAACCACCACAAUGAGCCCCUGAUGGACAUGGAGCUGCUGCUAUCAGUGCUGAUGUUCCUUCGCUUGUACUUGGUGCACAGAACCAUCCUGUUGCACAGCAAAGUGCUGCUGAGCGCCUCCUACAGGAGCAUCGGCUCGCUCAACAACAUCAACUUCACCUUCCGAUUUGUUCUCAAGGUACUGAUGAACAAAUACCCCGGACGCACGCUGCUGGUCUUCAUUCUCUUCUUCUGGCUCACUGCAUCCUGGAUGCUUACUCUGUGUGAGAGGAAGACCCAAGAAACGACUGGCCGCAUCGACACGGCUCUGUGGCUCAUAGCCAUCACCUUCCUCACAGUUGGGUAUGGGGAUGUGUCGCCCAAGACCAGCUGUGGCAAGGCAGUGUGUCUCCUAACUGGAGUUAUGGGUGUAGCCUGCACUGCCAUGCUGGUAGCAGUCGUUACCAAAACUCUGGCGUUGAACAAAGGAGAAAAACAUGUGCAUUUCUUCAUGCUGGACAUCCAGAUCUCUAAACGGAUCCGCCACGCUGCUGCUAAUGUGCUAAGAGAAUGCUGGCUUCUGCAUCGCACAAACCUGAUAAAGAGCAACCGCGGUGAGCAGCGAAGACACCAGAGAUGCCUUCUGGAAGCCAUCAGAGUAUUUCGGCAUUUACGCCUCAAACAAAGGAAACUGAGAGAUUACGUCAGUGAGAUGGUCGACCUCCCCAAGAUGCAGAUGAUCAUGUGCGACCUCAGUGCCAAUUGGAAUAACUCCUAUCGGGAGCUGGAACAGCGAAUACUCUCCAUGGAGCAGAAGCUGGAUGAGCUGAGUCGUUGCUUCCAUCAAACCUCUGAGCUGCUGUCACAUGUGCUACGCAACCGCAACCCCGAGAUCAGGUGACAUGGCUACAAACACUUGUUACGGACACAGAUGAUUGUCUUCAGCAUUUUCAUCUACAGUAUCCAUGAAAGUGAGACGGUAAAUCCUCUCCACCCAGAGCUGCUCCAGACUCUUAACAUGCUGAACCACUUGGAGGACUGGCAUCCCUACUAAAGAUCUCAUCUUCUGGCCCUGUGCGGUGUGCACUGCACAGUGACUCAUAGCAUUGACUUCCAUUCACUGUGAAAGAAUCACAGUGCAUUUUGAGAAAUCUGUUGUGUUUUCACCAGUUAUAUUUGUGACGGUGCACAAAGAAACAGGGACCAUGGAGAGCCUUGUAAUCCACACUGUCAAAGACCAGUCCAGGGCUUGCUUCGUUGACUGCUAUUUGUAAGGUUUCACUGAUGGACUUUGUCACUGCCUUAUUCCUGUGGAAUAAGAUGUAUAUAUAUUUCAUCUUAAUUUUAUUUCCAAUUUCUUGCAAUGUUUUAGUGUACGCUUAAUCAUUUUAUAGAAAAAAAAAAAAAAACCCUCUUCGCAAUUCUCUUUUUUUUAAAAUCAGCACAGUUUUAAUGGUUACCAGGUCGAUAAUUGCUUAAAAACAGGCUUAUUGAAAAGAAAUGAAUUUCAAGAUUUCGCAUUUUUCUGCUUUCCUCAGUAAAUUGUGAAUGAAAUGUUGUGUUUUGAUGCUCAAACAAGGUAAGAAACUAAACUUCAAGUAAUGUUGAAAGAAACCUUUAUUUCAAAGUGUUUGGGAUUUAAAAAAUAUGUCGACUCAUAUAUUAAUGUCUACAAAUAGGGUUGUAAUCAUCAGUUUACACCUGUUCUGAGAACAAUGAAACUUGAGCGUAAAUUGCCUUCUAAACUCAUCUUUAAAACAUCCCAACAGCUCCAUCUAGUGGACAUGGGUUGAGUAAACUAAAUAUGUAAUGUGGACCGUUAACAUAAUUAAAAUUUUAAAAGAUUACAUUGUGUAACAACCAUAAAAAAAGUCAGAUGCCUGAAUCCCCAAAUCCCCUCUACAUUAUUUGAAUUGGCUGUAAUUGUUCUGAAACAACAUCUGGAAAAAAACAAAAAACAAAAAAACAAGAGGACAUAAACUCCUGUACAAACUUCACUGUAAAAAAUGCACUUUGUUGGAAAAAAAAUAGCAAAACUGGACUAACUCUCUCUCUCUCUCUCUGGAGGAUAAACUGGAGUUUUAACUUAAGCCAAUACUGAAAAAAAAACAAAAAAAAAAA
Larimichthys crocea (large yellow croaker) is the source of this 3004-nucleotide messenger RNA. It is a transcript of the gene kcnn4, whose product is annotated as potassium intermediate/small conductance calcium-activated channel, subfamily N, member 4. Gene Ontology annotation, biological process: potassium ion transport. The coding region runs from base 249 to 1784 and encodes 511 amino acids. The record is from RefSeq and is a predicted model, not a curated record. Gene Ontology annotation, cellular component: membrane. The transcript is spliced from 9 exons. NCBI's taxonomy places the organism in Eukaryota, Metazoa, Chordata, Actinopteri, Sciaenidae. Gene Ontology annotation, molecular function: small conductance calcium-activated potassium channel activity; calmodulin binding.